Leptonychotes weddellii (Weddell seal) is the source of this 1285-nucleotide messenger RNA. The record is from RefSeq and is a predicted model, not a curated record. Lineage: Eukaryota; Metazoa; Chordata; Mammalia; Carnivora; Phocidae.
CGCCCCGCCUCCCCUCCGGCUCGGCCCCGCCCCUCCUCGCGGUCUUUGCGUCUUCCUUCCGGGUCGCGCUGGGCCGGCCUCGCCGUCGCCGUGCCGGAGCGCGGGACUCUGGGAGCCGCACCCGCGCCCGCGUCUCCCGGUGCCGCCUGGGUCGCUGGUGAACCCCACGGCGUGCACCUCUCCCGGACCCUGCAGGGUAAAAGAAUGUGACAUUUCAACAUUUGAACCUGAAAUCAGCAUGCAGUUUUCAGGCCACAUGGAUGAAUGCCAACUUUUGCAUUUCCUGUGUGUAUCCUGUGACCAUUCUCUCUGGGAACAUCCUUCAAAGAGUUCAUGCGUCUUACUGAGGACACCUGACCUUUUGAAGCUUCAUAAUUCACACCUAGAUGUCACCAGUCUUUCCCAUGUUAACAGUUCUGACCAUGUUUUAUUAUAUAUGCCUUCGGCGCCGAGCCAGGACAGCUACAAGAGGAGAAAUGAUGAACAGCCGUAGAACUAUAGAAUCAAACAGCCGGACUUCCCCUCUCAACGCAGAGGUGGUCCAGUAUGCCAAAGAAGUAGUGGAUUUCAGUUCCCAUUAUGGAAGUGAAAAUAGUAUGUCCUAUACCAUGUGGAAUUUGGCAGGUGUACCAAAUGUAUUUCCAAGUUCUGGUGACUUCACUCAGACAGCUGUAUUUCGAACUUAUGGAACAUGGUGGGAUCAGUGUCCUAGCGCUUCCUUGCCAUUCAAGAGGACACCGCCUAAUUUUCAAAGCCAAGACUACGUGGAACUUACUUUUGAACAACAGGUGUAUCCAACAGCCGUUCAUGUUCUGGAAACCUAUCAUCCUGGAGCAGUCAUUAGAAUUCUGGCUUGUUCUGCAAAUCCCUAUUCACCAAUUCCACCAGCUGAAGUAAGAUGGGAGAUUCUUUGGUCAGAGAGACCGGCGAAGGUGAAUGCUUCCCAGGCUCGCCAAUUUAAACCUUGUAUUAAGCAGAUAAAUUUUCCCACAAACCUCAUACGGCUGGAAGUAAAUAGUUCUCUUCUGGAAUAUUACACUGAAUUAGAUGCAGUCGUGUUACAUGGUACGAAGGACAAGCCAGUGCUUUCUCUCAAGACUUCACUUAUUGACAUGAAUGAUCUAGAAGAUGAUGACUAUGAAGAAAAGGAUGGUUGUGGAAUGGACAGUCUUAACAAAAAGUUUAGUAGUACUGCCCUCAGGGAAGGGCCAAAUAAUGGAUAUUUUGAUAAACUGCCUUAUGAGGGUGACUGGGAGAGGAUUGGAUAGCAGAGGCUGUAAGAGAU